CCUUCUCUUUCCGCCGCCAUCUUGGCUCCGCGUCCUCCGCACAGUAAGUGCCGUCUGCGCCGGGGCUCUCCAUCCGCAGCCAUCCGCCUUCGCCGCGAGCCUGGCCGCCCCGGAGACUUAGAAAAUGCCCGGUGAAGCCACAGAAACCGUCCCUGCUACAGAGCAGGAGUUGCCACAGCCUCAGGCUGAGACAGGGUCUGGAACAGAAUCUGACAGUGAUGAAUCAGUACCAGAGCUCGAGGAACAAGAUUCCACACAAACAGCAACACAACAAGCUCAGCUGGCGGCAGCAGCUGAGAUCGACGAAGAACCAGUCAGUAAAGCAAAACAGAGCAGGAGUGAAAAGAAGGCACGGAAGGCUAUGUCCAAACUGGGUCUUCGACAGGUUACAGGGGUCACUAGAGUCACUAUCCGGAAAUCUAAGAAUAUCCUCUUUGUCAUCACAAAACCAGAUGUCUAUAAGAGCCCAGCUUCAGAUACCUACAUAGUUUUUGGGGAAGCCAAGAUUGAAGAUUUAUCCCAGCAAGCACAGUUAGCAGCUGCUGAGAAAUUCAAAGUUCAAGGUGAAGCUGUUUCAAAUAUUCAAGAAAAUACACAGACUCCUACUGUACAAGAGGAGAGUGAAGAGGAAGAGGUUGAUGAAACAGGUGUGGAAGUGAAGGACAUAGAAUUGGUCAUGUCACAAGCAAAUGUGUCCAGAGCAAAGGCAGUCCGAGCCCUGAAAAACAACAGCAAUGAUAUUGUAAAUGCUAUUAUGGAAUUAACAAUGUAACCAUCUGAAAAAGAAGGACGUUUUUCUCUCCCCCCUCCCCCAGGUGUUUCAAAAGUGAAACUGAAGCUUGGUUUGAAAUUUGUACUAUUUCUAUCAUUAAUAAAGUUAUGGCUUCUUGUUGGAUGAA
Jaculus jaculus (lesser Egyptian jerboa) is the source of this 899-nucleotide messenger RNA. RefSeq names its product nascent polypeptide associated complex subunit alpha (gene Naca). Gene Ontology annotation, cellular component: nascent polypeptide-associated complex; cytoplasm. The record is from RefSeq and is a predicted model, not a curated record. NCBI's taxonomy places the organism in Eukaryota, Metazoa, Chordata, Mammalia, Rodentia, Dipodidae. Gene Ontology annotation, biological process: protein targeting to membrane. The transcript has 8 exons. Bases 125 to 772 code for a protein of 215 amino acids.